AUGCGCCGCUGUUCCAAAAUUGUUCUCGAAUAUAAUUCAGACAAUGAGCCAUUUUCAGAGUUUCAGUUCCAGAAUUUAGGUCUCGCCCCUGUUCCCUCGCCAGCGCCUCCUGACCCUCCCAGCGCCUCCUGCCCCCGCCAGCGCCCCCUGCCCCUCGCCACGCCUCCUGACCCCCUUCCUGUCCCCGCCAGCGCCUCCCCCUCGCCAGCGCCCCCCUGUUCCCCGCCAGCGGCCUCCUGUCCCCCGCCAGCGCCCCUGUUCCCUCGCCAGCGGCCUUCCCUCCGCGCCACGCGCCUCCUGACCGCCCUCCUGUCCCCCGCCAGCGCCUCCUGUCUGCCCCUGACCCCUCCUGUUCCCACGCCAGCGCCCCCUGUUCCCCGCCAGCGCCUCCUGUCCCCCGCCAGCGCCCCCUGUCUCCCGCUCCUGUCCCGCGCUCAGCGCCUCCUGACCCCCUCCUGUCCCCGCCAGCGCCUUCCCUGUCCCCGCCAGUCGCCCCCUGUUCCCGCAGCGCCUCCUGUCCCCCUCCAUGCGCCCCUGUUCCCCGCCAGCGCCUCCUGUCUCCCCGCCAGCGCCCCCCUGUUCCCCGCCAGCGCCUCCUGUCCCCCUCCACCAGAGUCCCCCUGUUUCCCCACCCAGCGGCCUCCUGUCCCCCGCCAGCGGCCCCCUGUUCCCGCGCCAGCGGCCUCCUGUCCCCAAGCGUCCUGUCUCCCGCCAGCGCCUCCUGUUUCCCCGGCCGCGCCUCCUUCCCCUCGCCAGCGCCCCCUGUUCCCCGCCAGCGCCUCCUGUCUCCCGCCAGCGGCCUCCAGCCACGCCUCCUGUCCCCCGCCAGCGCCCCAUGUUCCCGCCAAGCGCCUCCUGACCCCCUCCUGUGCCCCGCCAGCGCCUCCUGACCUUCCCCCUGUCCGCUCCCCGCCAGCGCCCCCUGCCGAAUCGCCAUGCGCCCCCUGA
This is a messenger RNA of Penaeus vannamei (Pacific white shrimp), 948 nucleotides long. The record is from RefSeq and is a predicted model, not a curated record. Lineage: Eukaryota; Metazoa; Arthropoda; Malacostraca; Decapoda; Penaeidae.